GUUGUAUUCAGUGUUGAAAGAGGUCUGGUUCUAAUUUGUUUGUUGUUGUUUACUUUUGUUAGAACGUGUUAACUGCAUUUUAGUCGUAGUUAUUCCUUUUAUGACUGUGAUUCUUUUCACAGAGCUGGCAUUUUUAUAGUGUUCCAAGGGUAUCUUAUUAAGCAGCCGUUUUUAAAAUUUGCCUCUGUAGCCGCCGUGUUAUUUGAAUAUUCGAGAUAUGAAAUGGUCAUCACUGGUUUAGGUUACUACGUUUUUUCUCACCUAAAAGCCACCAAUAUGCUACGAUACCUACCACUGCUUUCAUCAGAGAUCUGUUGGGAAAUGCCAAUCAAGCAACAUCAACUAAAAAUUAGGAAGAUUGUGUUUAUUCUACUGUCACAGGAAUAUGGCGUUGAAUCGAUUAUUCAUGGACACGUUUUGGAGGAACAUCCUCAACUAAUAUUCGACGAAUGAACGGCCCUAAUCAAGGACCAGCACAUACUGUAUAGUAUCACUAUGAAUGGAGAUCGUAAUCGGCCGUCUGAAUGAUUAGAAAGUUGUUGCAGAUGACUGUUGUAUCAAGAACUUCACUUAAUUCCGUAUCGUUGCUAAGCGUGAAGAUAAUUUCUUCCCAUUUUUUUGUGCUUAGAGUUUAGUUAGCAUUCUAUACAUGGAGUCAAAAGUCUAAAUUUUGUAUUAUCACCGAAUAUUUUUGUCCUCAUACAUUUUCAAUUUACACUGCGUAAUUAUAAACCGAUACUCAUUUUAUAUCUAAUCCCCUAAUGCACUCUGUAUGUGUUAAAUUGCAUCGCUUGAAACUAAUUGUGGGUUUGUUUCUUGUGUACUCGCAGCUAUCUGGCAUUUGCUUCAAGUUAUGUCGUCGACCUCGAGGCAAACUGCUUGGCGUUUUAGAUGUUACUUGAAGGCUUCAAGAAAUAAGGUAUAAUUGCGAGAACAUGCUGUAUUCGUUACUUGAUCCAUUGUAAGGAUUUUCUGUCUAAUUCCUCAUUUUCCAGUAAGAUGGAUCUCGCAAUUCAAUAAGUACAGUCAUCUUGGGAUAUCAUUCUCCGUGGGGCAGUCUCCAUCAAUACAUCAGUAAAAUGGUUGUACUGAUGUUACAGCUUGAGCAUGUUAAUUCAUUGCUUCGAAUUAGAGAAUUAUGUUUUUCACAGUUCGUGCAGCAGCUGGUUAGAAUAUCUGCCUAUGUUUCGGCAGCAUUCUUCAGUGUCACAGUCUUCACAUUCCCCCUCAACUUCCCAGACAUACUUCUCUAGAAUCCUUUUGCCGAAAGAGUCUGGUAAUGGUGUAGUUAAUCAUUCACGAAGGAGACAUUCUGUUCUAAAUGGUUCAAGUUCAAACUCAUCUGAACGUUCAAAACAAUCAUACGUUUCAGCCUAUUUUUCUCGUAAUCAAGAUACACGAAAAGGUUCACCAAGUUAUAUGCCAAAUAUCUUCAACUUCCAGCCUGUAAAUGACUAUCAUUCUCCAGCACUUAGACGUCGCAUUAUUCGAGCUGAAAGCACAAAGACAAGUCUGAUUGGAACACCUGAGCCUCUAAAUUCUGAUGUCACCAUUCAGCGUGGUUUACAGGUCUUUGAGUCAAAGAAGCGCCUUCGUGAACCUGUGACUGCUAACGCAGAAGAAUCAACCCAUAGUGUUGAUUUUGCAAGUUCUAAACGUCGACGAACCUCUGGUACGUUCGACAUAUCUACCCUAGGUUGUACAACCGAUAUUGAUGGCUUUUCCUUCACAUCACUGCGUCAAUUAAAAAACCAAGUCGUCAUCAGGAAUGUUCAUUCAAAUGCUAGCGUAGUCUCUCAUAAAAACAUUGAUCAGAAUAGUAAAUAUGUCCAAACUCAGGAAGUUAAUGAAUGUGGAGAUAAGAAAACGGAAACAGGCACUGUUUUCACAGGGCAUGUUGAGUCAUCUCGGACUACCACUCGUGGGUCUGAUGCUGCUUUGAGGAGGAAAAUUCCAUACAUGUCACCUUCUGAACUUGAGGCUCAUUUGGCGUCUACCAAAGCUGUAACAUAUUCGGAGCAAAAUUCAGUCGAUAACUCUCCGAACACGAGUGAUGUUAGUCUUACAGAAGAUGAUACGCUGCCUGUUAUGUGUAUGAGGAAGAAAUGUAAAGCUCGUAGAAUAGCAGGCGAGGAUAACCAACACAAGGGCUCAGUUACAUCUUUAGAUGUUUCUACGCCAUCUCCAGUUAAUAAUACAGCCGACUGCGAUUCUGAAACAGAUGAUUCAGAACCCACAGUUGUUAAGAUAACUUCCCUAAAUAGAUUUAUUUCCAACCUUGAAAGCCACUCGAACCCAUUCUUCAACAAAACGGAUCACUCACAAAGUAAGAGUUCAUCGUUUAAUUGUUCUCCAGGUGGGUUUGAUAUGGAGUUACGAGUGAAGCGCAUCCGUGAACUUAUUUCCGCUAAAUCAAGUAAUCACGUUUCUGUUAGUUUGCCUAAUGUAGAAGGUCAUGUUGCCACUACUUCCAAUGCAAUUAAGAGCAUUUCUCAACCUACCACUCAGAAUUUAUCUAAUCUGCAUCCUCCUCUUGUCACUUCCAUGUCAUCAUCAGUUCCGAGUGUAUCUUCUAGCUCUUCCACAAGUUUUACGUCAAGCAUUGUGUGUAGUGCUCCUUCAUUAGUUAAAACUAUCACCUCAGUCAGUAGUGCAUUAUCAUCUCCAGCGUCAUCUAAGCUUCCCGCUUUUCCUGUAUCCAGUUCAACCAACGGAAUUGUGAACACUCAGCCUGCCACGUCCACUACUGUGGCUGUGACUACAGUUGUAAGUCUGCCUGUAAGUAUAAGUUUCGGUUUUACAACUACGUCGAAUGUAUCAAGUCCACUCAUACCAACGGCUACGGUAGGUAACGUUGCAGCAACUAAGGGGACAUCAGUUGCGUUUUCUUUUCCUUUUUCCGCUUGUACUGCACAAAUCGCAAGUUCAAAGGAGUCAACUAUAACUUCCACAGUAGCAACAUCAAAAUCUCCCAUAUCAUUUCCGGCUUUUGCAUCAGGAAUAAAAGUGGGUGUUACAUCUACUCCAACUGCUUCCUCAGUAGUUCAACCUGUCGCGUUUUCUUUUCCAAGUAGUACCCCGACAACAUCGACGAGUGCGGGGACUUUUAUGACCGUAACAACGUCAACAACAACAGCAGCAGUAGUGACAACAACGGCAGCUUUUUCCUUUGUGUUUCCACUCACUUCCUCAACUUCAUCGCCGUUACAAACCACUCCUUCAAGUGCAACAUCAACAACAAAUACUUCAAGUGUUUUUGGGUCCGUGAAGCCCAUAUCUACAUUUAGUGGAUUUUCUUUUGCAAAACCGAGUUCUACACCAUUAGAGACUUCUAGUGCAUCAACUUUUGUGGCUAGAACUUCAGCUCAGAGUGAUAGUAGUAGUAGUAAAUCUUUCAACUUUGGUACAAGUAAUUCUCAGCUUCCAUCAGGAACAGCUUCAAUAUUUACAUUUGGUGCACCCAAGACAACUGUUUCUUCGCCUAAUGUAGUCCCAUCCCUUAGCAUCACUUCAAGUUCUGCAUCAUCAUUUCUGAGUUCGUUUUCCAAUCCUGCAUCUGUAACAAGUAGCUUUGCAUUCGGAUCCAAUGUAUCUAAGCCUACCACACCGGUUGUGUUCGGUACUCUUGGUCAGUCUGCUGUUACAGCAACAUCUCUUAACAGUACAAAUAAUACAGGUCUGUUUAAUUUCACAUCUCCAGCUGCUAGCAGUUCUAGUUUAUCUUUAUUUAGUUCUACCGGAUCUACCACUGUUAACUCCUUAUUCCCAACGUCUGUAUCUACUGUCAGUACUGCUAGCGUAGCAUUAUUUUCCACUCCUGUGUCGGUGUCUCAAUCCACAUCUUUCGUGAAUAAUCCUUUCACUUUGGGGAUUAAACCAGCAAGUGUAACACCUUCAACAUCUUCAACCUUAUUUGGAGCAAAUAGUCAGCUUUUUGGAUCUACAAGUUCACCGUCUAUGAAGUUCAGUUUUGGUCAGUUAACACCUAGUACUACAUCUAGUGCAGUCACUACUAACGUGUUUUCAUUCAGUCCAACUAGUGUAACGACAUCCACAACUUCUGUAACCUCCUCCAGUACACUAUUUCAGUUUGGUAAUUCUAGCUCCUUACCGAAGGCACCAGCAACUGCGGUCUGUCAAACAUUCUCUUUUGGUUCAUCUGCUCCUUUAUUUUCGUUUGGCCAGCAGUCAACAGCUGUAUCAUCUCAACCGACAAAGUCAACUUCGACACUUACUGCCGCCGCUGCUCCUGCUAUCACCAGUGCUACUAGUUUUCAGUUUGCUCCCACUACUGUAUUUCCAAGUAACAAUUCUUCGGGCAAUUUUGGAGGGUUCAACUUCUCUCAAUCUCCAGCAUCAUCGUCAAGUGUUGUUAAUCCUCAGCAAGAUACUGGGUUUAUUUUUGGUCAAACAGGGUCGAAUACUAGCGUCAGCGCCAAUCCGUUCACCUUUGGUACAUCUAGUGGUCCACCGGCCGGUCCUCGACGUCGACCUCAUUCAAGCAGGCGCUCUCGUCGUGUAUAAUUUCUAACUAUUGAGAAGAUUCAAUUCCUUUUUCAGAUGAAUAAUAUUUUUACACCAGAGCUAUUGUGUGCAAAUGUGUAAACACGAAAAAUUUCUGACCACUGGUUAAAAAAAGUCAUACAUCCCCUUAUCGUCUUCACAAUAAUUUGUAUGGAGUUUUUCAAAUUCCCCUUUUGUAUUAUGAUAGUAUUUAGAAGUUUCUGCACUUUAUCCUCCUGUGAAUAGACAGAUUUCCAACGGGUGUCCGUUAUGUGUUAUAAAUAUAAUUCCUAAUCAUUAUUUUACAUCUGGA
Trichobilharzia szidati is the source of this 4816-nucleotide messenger RNA. Lineage: Eukaryota; Metazoa; Platyhelminthes; Trematoda; Strigeidida; Schistosomatidae. The record is from the annotation of a GenBank genome assembly.